Messenger RNA from Adineta ricciae, 1662 nucleotides. Lineage: Eukaryota; Metazoa; Rotifera; Eurotatoria; Adinetida; Adinetidae. The record is from the annotation of a GenBank genome assembly.
AUGACUGCAUGUCGACUAGAUGGAUUGCCGGUGGAACUUAUACAUAAUUUAUUCGGCUAUUUUGCUGCGCAUGAGAUCUUUUCCAUCUUUUCAAAUGUGAGUUUGUAUUUGAAUGGAAUCAUCAAUGGUUAUACGUCUUAUCACGUCAACUUUCAAUCGAUUAACCGAACAGAUUUUGAUCUUGCUUGUCAACACAUCGUUCCGAGUCAAGUCGUUAGUAUGACAUUGUCUAAUGAUGAGCACACUCCUGGUUUAAUGAAAAUUUUCGUAUCUCGUUUUCAAUUGAGUCAGUUUACACGUUUAAAGUCAUUGAAAUUGAUUGAAAUUGGAGCCGAGUUUUGGGAGUGUAUCAUGACAAAGUUAGUCGAACUUAAAGAUUUACGUACGCUUUUAUACAUCAAUCCAAAUCGGCUCGAUGAAUGGGUCUCGAAAGUAUGUUCUAAAACAAUCACGAAACUUGAUGAAAGUUUAGCCAAAAUCUAUGCACCGAUAUUACCUCAACUGAUCCGAUUGAGAUUAAGCCAUGGAAACUAUCUGAAAUUGGUUCAACUUUCAAAUCUCCGUCAUCUUGUACUCAAUCAAUCAGACGGUGCUUUACUCAGGCAUAUUUCUUUCGCAGCACCGCAGCUACGGUCUUUAGAUUUGUCAGUUUUUUAUGAAGAGUCCUAUCCAGAAAUAAUCUAUCCUCUACCACAGGUCACACGAAUCGUUUUGGACGUCCAAGGUAAUUUUCUAUCAAUCAAUAACAUUGAACGAAUGAUGACUAAUCUUCCUCGAUUGAAACAUAUGAAACUCACUGGUAACUGUGAAAAAAACGUUGUUGAUGGCUAUCGGCUAGAAUUAAAAGCAAAACAUCUUGUGAGCUUUGAGUUCAGUUUUUGUAUCUAUGACAUAUUAGUAUCAUCUGAUCUCGAUUCAUUUCGAACAUCAUUUUGGCUACAGGAAAAACAAUGGUUUGUCUGUUAUUACUCGAAAUAUUUCUUUACUAUGUCUUAUUUAUCCAAAAUAACUGACGGACAUUUUGUUCUGCCUACUUAUUCGACCGUUUUAGAUGAUACAUACUUCUAUACCCGCACUGUAGAAUAUAAAUCUUACUUUAAUAAUGAACUUUUAGAACGUCGUUUACAUAAUAUAAAGAAAUUAACUCUUUCUACCACUUGCAACUUAUCUACUGUUGAAAACAAUAUAGAUUUGAAUACCAUUCAAAUACUCUCUAUAGAGUUGCUUGAUGAACAUUUUUCGUUAGCGCAAUUGAUAAGCAAGAUGCCAAGUGUGCAUCAUCUAUGCAUUUCGAUCGGCCCUAAAUACUUGCUGAAACACAUCGAUUGGCAGAUCAUGGAAAAUAUACGAAUACUGGAAAUCAGCUGCUCUGCUAUAGCACUAACUGACGAUACAAUUGCAGAACUAUCCACGAUAUUCCCUAAUACUGAACGUUUACAUAUCCGAUGUGUAUGUUCAAUAGAAAUGAUGCUUAUGUUUCUGGAUCGAUUCGAACAUCUACUAACAGCAUCAUUCCAAUAUACAAAUUUUUGGCUUAACUUUAGUGAGGUAUCAGAAACUGCUCAUAGUCAAUUGCAGCUCAUGCAAGAUCUGGAACAAUGUUCAUCAAAUUAUCCAUACACUUACCGCAUCACUAGCACAGCAGUUCAUUUUUGGCUCUGA